Molecule: messenger RNA, 1479 nt
Organism: Talaromyces atroroseus
Lineage: Eukaryota; Fungi; Ascomycota; Eurotiomycetes; Eurotiales; Trichocomaceae
Exons: 3
Coding region: 1-1479 (492 amino acids)
Biological process (GO): 'de novo' NAD+ biosynthetic process from L-tryptophan
Cellular component (GO): cytoplasm
Molecular function (GO): metal ion binding; indoleamine 2,3-dioxygenase activity; heme binding
Source: RefSeq, a predicted model, not a curated record
AUGCUAGACGUCCCCGAAGCAGUUGUCAACCUCGAUGAUUUCCGCAUAUCAUAUGAAACUGGCUUUUUGCCAUGUACUACUACUACAACUAUGAACAAAGAAAGCCGCCCUCUUCACAAACUCUCAAACCCGUAUUAUGCGCCCUGGGAGGAUAUCAUGCCGGAUCUGCCUGAACUUAUCCGUUCAGGCGAGAUUAGGAGGAGAGUUCUUGAUCUACCGGUUUUGUCGGUGGAGGGGCUUAACAGUCAAUCACAAAAUGAUCAUGAAAAUCACGAUGAGGCCGAAUGGCAGAGAGCAUAUGUCAUACUUGGAUUUUUGACUCACGCGUACAUCUGGGGUGGGGAGAAGGCUGAAAAUCGACUCCCAGUAUCCAUAUCCCUCCCGUUUUUACAAGUUGCUGCUCGCUUGGAACUGCCUCCGUGUGCGACAUAUGCGGCCCUGAAUCUAUGGAAUUUCACUACUAUCACGAACAAAAACACCACCAACAACGAAGAGGAAGAGGAAGAAGACAUAGACCUCACCAAUCCCGACAACAUAACAACCAUCAACUCCUUCACAGGCACCGAUGACGAACGCUGGUUCCUCGUCGUAUCAGUCGCCAUAGAAGCCUGCGGCGCCAAAGUGAUCCGUCUAGUCCUCGACACCAUCAACGCGAUCCACAUAGCCGUCGGCGAGAGUCACAACAUAACGAUCGAAGCCAAAAACACACUUAUCACAAACUUUCUUUCCCAAAUGGCAGACUGCAUAGAUGAAUUGGGCCGCAUAUUGGACAGGAUGUAUGAAAGAAAUGACCCCAUGGUGUUUUAUCAUCAGCUUCGACCGCUCCUAGCCGGAUCGAAGAAUAUGGCUACCGCCGGCCUGCCGAAUGGUGUCUUUUAUGAUCUUGGCGAUGGCCAGGGCGAAUGGCAUCAGUAUAGUGGUGGAAGUAAUGCACAGAGCUCGUUGAUUCAGCUGUUUGAUAUUGCAUUGGGGAUUCAGCAUACGGCGAGUGGCGAGGUUGAGGGCAAGAAGAGUAAUGAUAAGCAGACGGCUUUUAUGAAGGAAAUGAGAAACUACAUGCCCGGUCCCCAUCGCCGGUUCCUCGAACAUGUCGCCUCAAUCACUAACAUCAGACCAUAUGCACUAAGUCUCCCCGCCUCGUCAGCUGUAAGACAGGCAUACAAUGCAGUGGUUAUGAAACUAGGCGGCUUCCGCGAUAAGCAUAUCCAGAUUGUCUCAAGAUAUGUCAUUGCGCCGGCAUCACGGCCGCCGCCUCAGCGUCAGAACGGAUUAUCCACGGGAAGUUGUACGCAAAGAGUCAACCUUGCAAGUGCAACGUCGAGAAUGAAAGCCGAGGCAGGUGGUUCGUUAUCGUUUGAAGAAAAAGAAACCAAACGCGAGGAAAAUAAGGUGUUUUAUGGCACUGGAGGAACAGAUUUGAUUCCGUUUUUGAAGGCGACGAGAGAUGGGACUAAGGCUGCGGCGAGAUUUGUUGACUAG